Harpegnathos saltator (Jerdon's jumping ant) is the source of this 1033-nucleotide messenger RNA. RefSeq names its product mitochondrial ribosomal protein L51 (gene mRpL51). Gene Ontology annotation, molecular function: structural constituent of ribosome. The record is from RefSeq and is a predicted model, not a curated record. The transcript is spliced from 2 exons. Bases 258 to 737 code for a protein of 159 amino acids. Gene Ontology annotation, cellular component: mitochondrial large ribosomal subunit. Gene Ontology annotation, biological process: translation. Lineage: Eukaryota; Metazoa; Arthropoda; Insecta; Hymenoptera; Formicidae.
AAACCACUCAGAAAAAUGGCGUCCGCUCACUGAACAUGUUGAGAAUGCGCUCACUGAUCAAGUGCGUUCAGCGAACAUUUUACCAACAGUUGCACAACCGUUGUGUUUUCUGAACGUAGCCAAUAUACUACUACUGUUAUCUUUCGGUUAUAUUAAAGUGUUACAUGUAGAAUUAAACAUCUAUCGCGUUUGUAAACAUUUAUAACCGAAUGUACCAUUUAAAUAACAUAUUUUAACUUUAUCAUUGUACAGAGAGUAUGUCUUCGAUCGUGAAUUCCGUACGUGCCGCUAUAAACACAUGGACUCCGCAAGUAAUGUCAGUAAGAUUUCGCUAUCAUGCGGACAAAAUUAAGAAAGGACCAUUGAUACGACGAUAUGGAUACGAGGAACAUAUAGAUAUGACGGGUACUCUGGCACGCGAAAGCGAUAAGCGAAUACUUCAGAUGCCACUGUAUCGCCCAAAAGACAUCUGGUCCACAAAACGAGCACUUUUCGGUCAAAAUGAUUAUAUCGAUAUAUUAGGCAAUGACAAUCUCCACCCGACGAAAAUUCUUUAUAACGUACCUGCGUGGUUGAGGGGAGUCAAGGGCAAUGAGUAUCAAGUGUUACUCAGAAAAAGAAAAAUGUUACAACAUGGUGUAUAUCCCAUUGCAAGGCCUACAAAAUGGAAGGAGUUGUCUAAGAGGAUAUCUUUUUUGUAUAAAUAUUUAAACCGUAAAACUAAAACUACUAACUAAUAACUUAGCUGUCACUCAUAUGUCAUUAGUGUUUGAUUAUAUUCAAGUCUAAAUUCUAUUGCGGUGUUUUUCAAUAGUUUUCAAAUACUUUACUGUCUUUUGUACUGAGAGCUGAAUGAUUCUCUCCUUUUCAUUACUGAUUUGGGUAGAGAAUUUUCUGUUAUAUGAUUUCUUUGAACAUGCAGUUUUUGACAAAUUGCAAUAUGAUGUAGAUCGAUAGAGUGUGAUGACAGCGAUUGACCUGAUAGGAUGUAUAAAAGCCAACAUAUAACUGAAAUAUAAAAUAAUAAAUUUGU